UUUGCUAAGUUUGUUCUUUUCUUCUUUUUCGUUAAGAAAAACUAAACGCAAAGGAGAAUUUUAUCUACGAUAUUGUUCCUACAGAACUUAUCAAAGACAAAAUAGAUUCAUCUAUUACUGUUGUCCCUCUAGAAGCGAAUGAUAGUGACACCAGAUCUGCUAAAAUCGGAGUUUUAACACAGAAACAACCAAGGCAAACGUAUCAAAGCAGUAUGAUAAUUUCACCACAUUCAAAAAUAUUUCGUGAUCUAAUAAAAAUAAGUGGUUCUGACAUUAGCGAUACUGAAAAAAAAUCUUACUGUAGUCCUAUAAAUACACCCAGUAAAAGUGAAGACAUCAAGGAUAAGAACGAAUAUGAUGGUAUUUUAUCUACAGUCCUAACGAAUAUCAAUACUGGUGAUGUUUCAACAAGAACUAACGUACUCGGAUAUAAUCGAAUAAAUUUCAAUGAAGUCGUCUGUGAGGAUGAACUAAAUGGUUCAAAAAGUAAUGAAAUUCCAGGUUUAGUUUGCUUACCGCCGAGUAAAAUACCGGUUCCCAACAUUCGACAAACAAAAUGUGCUUCCUGGUCUGGAUCAGAUUUAACAGCAGCGUUAUCACUGGUGGGAACAGGUUCGUACUCCGUCACAACAACAAUUCAGGAAUCCGAGUUGACAAGAAAUAAUGAAAAAAAUUGGGAGAACUGUACAAACCGAACAUCCAAUGAUGUUAGAGGCGCUAACGUAAAUCAAAGCACAACUUUGACGGAUUUAACACCAGCUUUACGAAAAAGACGGGAGUCGCAGAAAUAUCUGACUGAUCCUGGCCAAUUAAACCUGCGAUUUGCAAUUCCACAUUCUCGUCAUACUAGUCGAAAAUGUGGGGUGCCAACCAUUUUGCUGGGACAUUUUGAAGAUAAUUCAUCAGAUAACAGUGAAGAGCUUCAAGUUUUUAAGCAAUCUACCAGAAAUUACGAAAAUAAUGUUAAAGUUAAUGUCCAAAAUUUAAAUUCCAUUAAACAUCAACAAUCUCAGAGUCAAAUGCAAAAUCAAGAAAUACGUCAGAAUGAGGAACAGUUGUUGUACAAUGUGGUUACAGAACUUAAAUUAUCUGAUAAAAAACGUAAUGAUAUUAUACCGCCACCUGGUGCUCCAAAACUAGAAAAUAGUGCCCGCUUGCGUCGAUAUAAACAUAAUGUAGAUUAGUCUCGAAAAUUGUACCUAGCUACUAUAUUUAUCAUAAGUAUUUGAACAUAUAGAAAAUACUCCUUUAGCCGUGGUUUUUACUCGCUAGGCAUUUGCUUAAGUUAAACUAUGGGUAUUAACAGUUGUCUAUAAUCUAAAGCAAAAAACGAAUGCCAUGGUUUAACAAUUAAAUUAAUAAAAUACUUGGCAAUUGUUUUCAAAGAAAUUGUUUUAAAUAUUAUUCUGAAGCUUAAAACGGAUAGGGUAAGGAAAUAUAUUGACUAAUAGAAAAAAAUUGUAAGUUGUUCCAAUAAAGGCAAAGUUAUGAAUAA
Molecule: messenger RNA, 1495 nt
Organism: Bactrocera neohumeralis
Lineage: Eukaryota; Metazoa; Arthropoda; Insecta; Diptera; Tephritidae
Exons: 3
Coding region: 213-1184 (323 amino acids)
Source: RefSeq, a predicted model, not a curated record